Mizuhopecten yessoensis (Yesso scallop) is the source of this 1457-nucleotide messenger RNA. Its product is annotated as 17-beta-hydroxysteroid dehydrogenase type 6-like. The record is from RefSeq and is a predicted model, not a curated record. Lineage: Eukaryota; Metazoa; Mollusca; Bivalvia; Pectinida; Pectinidae. The transcript is spliced from 5 exons. Gene Ontology annotation, molecular function: oxidoreductase activity. Bases 109 to 1086 code for a protein of 325 amino acids.
GUGUAUGUGUUGUCCUGAUCAACACGACUUUCCAUGAUCACACCCGGAACAUAUAUAUAACCGGUCGACACAGCUUACCGAUAGAACAGGCAUGUGUACUGUGUAGACAUGUUUGUUCAUUUAUUGAUUGUAUCAGUUGUUUGUUGUUUGGGAAUUUAUCUUUUUAUGCAUUUUCGAAGAUCAAAAAUCUUAGAACCACGUGGAAAAGUUGUUUUUAUCACAGGAUGUGAUACAGGGUUUGGUAAUCUGCUGGCCCGGCGUCUCGACGUCCUAGGGUUUGUGGUGUUGGCUGGCUGUUUGGACGCCAAUAGUCAAGGCGCCAGGGCACUGGUAAGGGAGACGUCCCGUGUGCAGACUGUCCAGGUUGACGUCACGAGUGACCAUCAGGUACAAGCGGCAUUGGAAAUUGUAACCGUCAGGACACAAGAACAAGGUGGACUGUGGAGCCUGAUUAAUAACGCGGGAAUUGCGGUUUUCACAGAGUGUGAAUGGUGCCCAAUGGACACGUACCGGCGGUCACUAGAGGUCAACCUGGUUGGGACCAUACGAGUGACCAAAGCUUUCCUACCACUUGUCAGGCAGACACGAGGACGGGUGGUCAAUGUCGCCAGUUUAGCAGGGCGUGUUGGCCUCCCGGGGUUUACUGCUUACUCUGCUACAAAACAUGGCGUGGUUGGAUUCUCCGACUGUCUUCGGCGUGAAAUGGUCAAGUUCAAGGUGAAUGUGGUGACCAUUGAGCCUAACAUGUACAGGACGCCAAUGGCGGAGCGUUCAAUGCAGCUGGGCCAAGCAGAGCAGUCUUGGGCCACAACUCCACAACAUAUCCGGGACGACUACGGCGAGCAAUACUUCCACACGUUCCAUGCCACGCUCAAGACACACCUAUCAUUUUCCUCAAAGCGGAUACACGAGGUCAUAGACUGUCUUGAGCACGCUGUCAUAGCACGGCACCCCAAAAGUCGGUACGUCCCAGGCCGAACCAUGUGCCUUCUCAGCAACUUGUUCGGUGCCCUACCUAACUGUAUACAGGACGUUGCCGUCAUAGCCGCAAUGAAGGCCAAUGUCAGACCGCAGUGUAUGGACUGAUGAAUAUGUAAUAACCUACAAUGUAGUUAUGGCAUGAUGAACAAGGUCAAGUCACGGAGUAUGGACUGAUGAGUCGUGAUGACCAAUGUCAGAACUGACGGACAAUGUCCAGCCAUUAUGUGUACGUGUAACUUAUGGUUAAUGUAGGCCAAAGAGUAUGGACUGAUGGGCGGUUGAGUGCUACAAUGCACGAGCCUAGGGACAUUGACAGGCCUGAUUGAAGGUAGUAGAGGCAGCAACAGGCUGGUGUUAUAUGAAGCCACAGAAGCAAUACAAGUGAUGUGCAAGGGAGAGCAUAGUCCGAAUUAUUCUGACGUUUUAUCGACUUUUGUUUAUAUCGGUCUGUCGUCGAUUAACGUCAGACCUCCGGC